Molecule: messenger RNA, 3048 nt
Organism: Menidia menidia (Atlantic silverside)
Lineage: Eukaryota; Metazoa; Chordata; Actinopteri; Atheriniformes; Atherinopsidae
Source: the annotation of a GenBank genome assembly
CGCUUCCCUGCCCAGCUCCCGGAGAAGCUGGGGGCUUUGCGCCACCCAUCGAGAGGAACGGAUGACCAGGGGAACAUGUCAGGUUGUUUAUACAUUGACAGUAAGUUUUUUUCCCCUCCCUGUUCCGGAAAUAGCGGCUGCAUUGGUUCAAUAUUCGAGCGAACCAUUUCGUGGAGGAAAUCAGCAGUAGCAUAGGACUCAGUCUAUGAUCACCUCCACAUACCUGGUUCAAUAUUCACAGCCGUUGUGGGACAUUUUCUACCCGAUGGGGAUACAUUUUUACCGUCUUAACCCUCUUAUUUCUUAUAGAAAAAUAUAUUUGAGUCAUAUUCAAUCUUUUUUUGGCGUUGUUCACCGUGUUCCGACUUGGAUUUAAAUGCUGAUGUACAUCGUGCGAAAGCAGACACGGGGUUCUCGCGUGUUUUUAGGUUGCUUUAUUUCCUGCUACGUUUCCGAGAAAGCAAAUGAAAAGGAUUGUUUUUUUUUUUAUCUCGACAUGGUUUGUGGAGAUGUAUGGAAUCGAUUAUUCGUGGACCGACGAGAGUCUUUACAACAAGGAAAUAAUAUAGACGCGAAGAAGGACAACAUUUUUUAAUAGGUAACCAUGGACUGGCGCUCGGGAUGCUACAGUGACGGACAAUAAAGACAUUAAGGACGUUAAAACAACAUCCCCCACUCUUACAUCUGAUCUUCCGUACCUCUACCUUUUUUUCCCCUUUUUGGAUUAUGAUUCUUGGCAAGAAACCCGGAUGUGACUGUUUUGAUGGGAUGUCAAUGUAUUUUACGUCCUAUUAUCUAUUUCUUGCCUCUGUUUUGCUCUCUCUUUCACUUUUCCAUUCUCUCGCAGUUUUCUGCUUUGGGUAGCAAAAAUAUGUAGGACCUUAAGUAAGCUGACUGAAUUUGAGAAAAAGGUGUAAUUGAGUGCCACAGCGAGGAAAUGAAGAGUGGAGGCCCAAAACCGUACGGGUUGUAAUGUUUGGGGUGCGUAGGAAGAUGGAUUUAGAUAGCGUUUGCUGAUUUGUUUAAGUAAUGAAUAGUGAAAGUGUGUGUCAUUCAGCUAAAGAUCUUUCGUCCGCAUUGCCUAAGACGCACAUGCCAACAGAAAGGCGAGAGCCCUUUCUCUUAAAGAUAAUAGCUGUGGUGUGAUAACAAAUGCAACAAAAAUAAUGAUUGUAUCAGGUAUAUGAAUAAUAAUAAUAAUAAUAAUAAUAACAACAACAACAAUAAUAAUAAUAAUCAUAAUAAUAAUGUCCGUCUGAGGGAUUCUUUGUUUAGCCAAACAUGUUCAAAUAUCGGAUACGCAUGCUUUUCAACGAACUGAAAGUCCUGGUGUUUAUGCGAUCCGAUUCAAGACAGUCCAGCUCGGACAUAGAUAGACGAUCCACUACCAUGCGAGAUCUGGGGGUGGGCGGAUGCGGCUGGCCGCCGUUCGUCAACUGCCAUUCCCAGGAUGAUGAGGAGGAAUACUACGGUAGCGACCCGCGACCCCGAAGCCUGGCGUUUGAGGACAAGGAGCCCAAGCUGCAAGUGGGCCUGGACGCCGUAUCCCUUACCAGCACCACCAGCAGCCUGCGGACCCCCCAGUGCCGGAUCUGUUUCCAAGGCCCCGAGCAGGGAGAACUAUUGAGCCCCUGUCGUUGUGAUGGUUCUGUGCGCUGCACCCAUCAACCUUGUCUAAUCCGUUGGAUAAGUGAAAGAGGUUCUUGGAGCUGUGAACUCUGCUACUUCAAGUAUCAGGUCCUUGCCAUCAGCACAAAGAAUCCACUGCAGUGGCAAGCGAUCUCCCUGACGGUGAUUGAGAAGGUGCAGAUAGCAGCCAUAAUUCUGGGCUCCCUGUUCCUCAUUGCCAGCAUUUCAUGGCUAAUCUGGUCCUCACUCAGCCCAUCUGCCAAGUGGCAACGACAGGACCUGCUCUUCCAAAUCUGCUAUGGCAUGUAUGGCUUCAUGGAUAUCGUCUGCAUAGGUCUCAUCAUCCAUGAGGGAUCAUCGGUGUACCGUAUAUUCAAAAGAUGGCAGGCUGUCAAUCAGCAGUGGAAAGUGCUGAACUACGAAAAAUCAAAAGACUUGGGCGACCCAGUGAGUUCAAGCAGUAAAACUGGCCCCCGAGGCUCCCGUGGCAACCCUCACAUUUUAGCCAGUAGCAGUGGCGGCCAGCAGAGCAGGAGGCUAAGAACUAUUUUGAACCACCACUGUGGAUACACCAUAUUGCACAUCCUGAGCCAACUGAGGCCAAGUGACCCUCGGAUGAGUACUGCCGCCAGCCGGGAGGUAGUAAUGAGGGUCACCACUGUAUGAGGUGGAUGAAGCAUAUCACUGGCUAAGACAACAUCUAUUUGACUGACGUUAAUGUGUGGAAGGACCGAAAGUCCUAAUAAUUGAUACUAAACAUUCAUGCUGGCAACAAAAGCGUGAUAGGAGCUAAAUGAUGCCUGGAGCAUCAGCGGACUGAUCAUAAGUGAAGAUCAUUUUUCUUUUUUUGAGCAACAAAAGAAAGCUGGAUACUCAUUUUCAGUACAAAAAAAAAAGAAAAUAAGAAGAGAAAAGAGUAAAAAGACAUUAAACAUAGAACUUUAAGGGGUGGGACGUGUGUUGGGGAUGGUGGGGUUUCAGUGCAGUACAUAUCUGAAUACACAAACACAUUUGUGUUAAUCCUUCCAGUUUUGUUUAUAUCUCUGCUCCUCUUGUUGUAUUUUCAUUCAUCUAUUUUUUUACUUAAAUUAGGUUUGUAUGGAUGUAUGAUUGAAAAGCAGGCCAUGCAAAAUGUUUCCAAAAAAAGUACAAUUAUCUUAAAAUUUGUGAAAGUCAACUAAUGUUGCUAAAUAGACUGGAAACUGAGAAAAAAGAUGGAUUUAUUUGUUUUCUCACACAAACAGUGAUGUAUUAAAAGUUAAACAUUUUUAAAACUAAUGAUAAAUAUGAAUGAAUUUAUUAAAUUUAGUUUACAGUUUUUUGCAAUAAAGAUAUGUAUGUACAUUUUAACAGGGAAUUUUGCAUGCAUAUAUGAUUUUAUUCAUCACAUAACAUAAGCACAUGAUAAAUAUGUUCUAU